Messenger RNA from Oncorhynchus tshawytscha (Chinook salmon), 3605 nucleotides. RefSeq names its product neuronal acetylcholine receptor subunit non-alpha-3. Gene Ontology annotation, cellular component: neuron projection; synapse; postsynaptic membrane. The record is from RefSeq and is a predicted model, not a curated record. The transcript has 11 exons. Lineage: Eukaryota; Metazoa; Chordata; Actinopteri; Salmoniformes; Salmonidae. Bases 549 to 1961 code for a protein of 470 amino acids. Gene Ontology annotation, biological process: monoatomic ion transmembrane transport; regulation of membrane potential; nervous system process. Gene Ontology annotation, molecular function: acetylcholine-gated monoatomic cation-selective channel activity; transmembrane signaling receptor activity.
ACCCCCUGUCUCCAUCACAUUCCGCCGUCUCCCCUCCCUCAUCUGCCGCUGGGCCAGCCCCCCUACUGAACACCGGAUUUUGAGCGCGUGCACCCGGUCGGCUUGCUCGAGCAUCCACACUGGGACACAAAUGGAAACUCUUAGGGGAAACCCAGAAAUAAGAAGUCCUGCCGCUGUAAAACAGUUGUAAUAAUAAUGGAGCAACAACAGCGUCGUUUUCUUCCCUGUCCGUCCUUCAUAAUUUAAUCGUUACAUCGUUCCGAAGCGGGCAAAGCACGUCCCGUUGUUAUACUAGUCUAGGCUACGGACCGACUGAUUGUUGUGAUACGGACGGAUUUGUGUACGCAGGAGAUGAUAUAACACCUAUAACACACACCUUGAAGACGACUAGAACGAGAACGGGUAACUGGAGCCGCGCGAAGAGGAAGCAUGAAGUUUGCGGUUGCAGUGUUGUGGCUGUUGUGGUUCUCGGUCGGCGAUGCCACUAUUGAAGAGACAAGACAACCUCCAGACUAUUCCCAACAGAGGACUUUACUGACCUAUCACAGAUGGGAAUGGUCUCAAACAGAAUAGAAACAUGGAAUGGAGCUCCAGAGGAGUUUGUGUCUCUGGCUGAGAUGGAGGAUGCCUUGUUGAGGAACCUGUUUAGAGGGUAUCAGAAAUGGGUCCGACCCGUUCUGCACGCUAAUGACACCAUCACAGUACGCUUCGGACUCAAGAUCUCACAGCUGGUGGACGUGGAUGAGAAGAAUCAGCUGAUGACUACUAAUGUCUGGCUAUGGCAGGAGUGGGUAGAUGUGAAGCUCCAGUGGAACCCUGAUGAGUAUGGAGGAAUCACCUCUAUCAGAGUUCCCUCUGAAACAAUAUGGCUGCCAGACAUCGUCCUCUAUGAGAAUGCUGACGGGCGUUUUGAGGGCUCUUUGAUGACCAAAGCCAUCGUAAGGUCAGACGGGACAAUCAGGUGGACCCCUCCGGCCAGCUACAAAUCUUCAUGCACCAUGGACGUCACCUUCUUUCCCUUCGACAGACAGAACUGCUCCAUGAAGUUUGGCUCGUGGACCUACGACGGCAACAUGGUGGACCUGGUCCUUGUGGACCACUACGUCGACCGUAAGGACUUCUUCGACAACGGUGAAUGGGAGAUCCUCAACGCCACCGGCGCCAAGGGCAGCCGACGGGACGGUAUCUACUGGUACCCCUUCGUUACCUACUCCUUCAUCCUCAAGAGGCUUCCUUUGUUCUACACACUCUUCCUCAUCAUCCCCUGUCUCGGUCUGUCCUUCCUGACCGUGUUGGUGUUCUACCUCCCGUCUGACGAAGGAGAGAAGCUGUCUCUGUCCACGUCGGUCCUGGUGUCUCUCACCGUGUUCCUCCUCGUCAUAGAAGAGAUUAUACCGUCCUCCUCCAAGGUGAUCCCUCUGAUUGGAGAGUACCUCCUCUUCAUCAUGAUCUUCGUCACCUUCUCCAUCAUCGUCACGGUGUUUGUCAUCAACGUCCACCACCGCUCCUCAGCCACCUACCACCCCAUGGCCCCCUGGGUAAAAAACCUCUUCCUCCAGAGGCUACCCAGACUGCUUUGCAUGAGGGGACACACUGACAGGUACCACUACCCAGACAUUGAGCUGCGUAGCCCAGAGCUGAAGCCCCGCGGAGGUCCAGGGAGGAGGGGGGCGUCGGGCCAGGGCCAAGCCCAGCAGAGAGGCCCUGUCGGGGGGAAGGAGGAUGAGAACCAUGCCUGGUUGGCCAUGCUGGAGAAAGCCACCAACUCAGUACGGUACAUCAGCCGUCACAUCAAGAAGGAACACUUUAUCAGAGAGGUGGUGCAGGACUGGAAGUUUGUGGCUCAGGUGUUGGACAGGAUCUUAUUGUGGGUGUUCCUCACUGUCUCCAUACUGGGUACCAUCCUCAUCUUCACUCCAGCCAUCACUUUGUACCUGACCACUCCCCCCUUCAACACAUAGACCCUAUCAGUAGACCCUAACCCCUAUAGGCAUAAUCAGUAGACCCUAACCCCUACACCCUACCACCUACACCCUACAACACAUAAUCAGUAGACCCUAACCCCUACACCCUACCACCUACACCCUACAACACAUAAUCAGUAGACCCUAACCCCUACACCCUACCACCUACACCCUACAACACAUAAUCAGUAGACCCUAACCCCUACACCCUACCACCUACACCCUACAACACAUAGACCCUACCCCUACACCCUACAACACAUAAUCAGUAGACCCUAACCCCUACACCAGGGCUGUUCUAUGUCGGUCCUGGUCCUGGUGGGCCCAAACACUUCUGGUUUUCAUCCUCUCCUUCUAAUAAGAGACUAGUCCAGUCCUGGGACACCAGGUGAGUGCAACUGACUGGAAUUGAACAGCCCUGCUCUACACCCUAAGCCCUACACCCUGCCUACUUCAGGGGUAUUCAAAUCUUACCCAACGAGGUCCGGAGUACUGCUUGUUUUCAGAUUUUUAUUUGAGGGCUCUACUCCCUAACCCAGUGUUUCCCAAUCCUGGUCCUAUGGACCCAGAAGGGUGCACAUUGUGGACCCCCCAGCACCAGGUUUGCAGUGUGUUGGUGCCAGUAGUGUAAAGUACUUUUUAAAUCAAAAUAAUGGUUGGUGCUGGGGCCAGGACCAGGAUCAGUAAACCCUGCCCUAACCCCUACAUCCUAACCCCUACAUCCUAACCCCUACACCCUACAUCCUAACCCCUACACCCUACAUCCUAACCCCUACACCGUACAUCCUAACCCCUACACCCUACAUCCUAACCCCUACAUCCUAACCACUACACCUUACAUCCUAACCACUAUACCCUACAUCCUAACCCCUACACCCUACAUUCUAACCCCUACAUUCUACACCCUACAUCCUAACCCCUACACGCUACGCCCUAACACCUACACCCUACAUCCUAACCCCUAUAUCCUAACCCCUACAUCCUACAUCCUAACCCCUACACCUUACAUCCUAACCCCUACAUUCUACACACUACAUCCUAACCCCUACACCCUACAUCCUAACCCCUACAUCCUAAGCCCUAACACCUACACCCUGCAUCCUAACCCCUAUAUCCUAACCACUACAUCCUAACCACUGCACCAUACAUCCUAUCCCCUACCAUCCUAACUCCUACACCCUACAUCCUACACCCUAACCCCUACAUCCUACCAUCCUCAUCUAUUCAGAUGUACCUUAGUGCCAGACAUUGAAGAUCCUGACCAAGUCCCCGACCACUGCUCUCAACACCUGCUAAGUACCGCACAGCCCCCAUCCCCAAGACCUCCAAACCAUAUGCAACGGAGUUGGAAUCACUACCUUUUCUACGGUGUGACGCUACGACGCUGGGGGUCAAGAGGGGGGUCAUGUGUAUUUACGAGGCAGAGGAUCCCUGGUUGGUUGGAGCCCAGGGACAUGGGAGGAAGCUAUACUGUGACGCUUGUUACACAACUCCAAGAUUUACCGCAACUCUAGCCCGAGUCAUCAACCCCUAACUCUCUCUCUCUCUCCCUCUCUCUCUCUCUCUCUCUCUCUCUCUCUCUCUCUCCCUCUCAUUCUCUCUCUCCCUCUCUCUCCCUCUCCCUCUCUCUCUCCCUCUCCC